Messenger RNA from Pelmatolapia mariae (spotted tilapia), 1542 nucleotides. Its product is annotated as V-set and immunoglobulin domain-containing protein 1-like. NCBI's taxonomy places the organism in Eukaryota, Metazoa, Chordata, Actinopteri, Cichliformes, Cichlidae. Gene Ontology annotation, biological process: regulation of cytokine production; T cell costimulation; negative regulation of T cell proliferation. Gene Ontology annotation, cellular component: external side of plasma membrane. The record is from RefSeq and is a predicted model, not a curated record. The transcript is spliced from 6 exons. Bases 29 to 859 code for a protein of 276 amino acids. Gene Ontology annotation, molecular function: signaling receptor binding.
GUCUGAACGUUUGAGGGUUUCUGCAGACAUGGAGCUUCUACCACUGCUGAUUCUGAGCUUCUGUUUCCUGAAUUUGUCCGGAAUGACGUUUGCUGCUGAAUCCGGACCACCUGAUACCAACAUAACUGUGCAGGAAGAUGAUGAUGUCAUUUUACCCUGUUCCUUCGUCUCCAGUGUGAACAUUGAGUCAAUGAAGUUUGACUGGAAGAAGAAAGGAACACUUCUUCAAAAGGAGGUGUUCCUGUAUGAUAACGGCAGCUAUUACAAUAAUGGCCUCCACGGUCAAGAUGAGCAGUUUAAAGGUCGAGUCUCACAUUUUUCAAAAGAACUAAAGAAUGGCAACGCCUCAAUAAGAAUAAAUAAAACUCGGCUGGAGGACAGUGGACAAUAUACCUGUAUUUUUCCAGAUCUGCAGCCAGAAAGAAAAAUCUUCCGCAUUGAGCUUGUUGUUGAGCCCGUAUUAAAGGUCCGAAAUGUCACCGGUGCUUCUCCAAAGCCAUAUGUCACAAUACUUAAAAAUAAAGGGCAGCUGCAAUGUGAAGUUCCAGGUGCUUAUUUUAAACCUAAAGUUGAGUGGUGGGACAGUGAUAACAAAACUCUUCCUUCUAAGACGCUAAAGGACCGAAAAGAAAAUGGUCUCUUCUACGUCAUCAUCCAAAGUACUUCCCCUAAGCCUGACUGCUAUCGCUGUGUAACCACACAGAUGGACAUCUGGCAUCGGAUUUCUUCAGAGAUCUGUGUGCAUGAAGAACCAAAGAUUGGAUGGAUUGUAGCUGGUGUUGCUGUUGGUGUUCUUGUUCUUGUUGUAGUUGGUAUUCUUGUCUGGUGUUUAAUCAAGAAAAAAAAAGGAGUCCUCUGAACCCUCAGCCCAGGAACUGAAACUCAAUGCUGAUCAAAGUGAACUUGUGUGAAGCAAGGGCGUAGAUUUGGCAUGGACGGAAGGGACAUGUCCCCACCAAUAUCCAGCGAUUAUUGAAUUGUCCCCACCAAUAAUUUGAUCUUUUCGAGUAAAGAAAAACAAAACCGAUAGAAAGAAAGAAAAAACGAUCUGUCAAUGUCUCAUUCACCAAGCAGUGCAGAAAGAGUCAAAUUACGUUCUCUACUGGAGUCCUACCUCAUGUGACAAAUAUGGCCAAUGUGAUUGGCUGUGCCUUUCAGGGAGCUCUGUUUAGUUUUAGCAGCGGCAAGCCUGCGCUGCGAGGAGGAGAGGAGGAUGGCAGCAAAAAGGAAGAACCUGGAUAUAAGAAAGUAUUUUUCACAGAAACCUGUAAGUCACUUAAAGUCAAGUUCACUCAUAAAAUGUGUCCGUCAUAAUAGCGUUACAGGCUAUGCUAGGCAAUACACGCCAACCCUCCCGAUUUUUCCGGGAGAAUCCCGAAUUUCAGUGCCCCUCCCAAAAAUCUCCCGGAGCCACCCACCAUUCUCCCGAAUUUCUCCCGAUUUUCCACACGGACAACAAAAUUGAAAAACCAUAUCCCAGAUUGGCCCAGCCAAUUCCAGUUUCCAACAAUGGCUGCUACUACUGCAGCUACUUAGUUUUAA